This is a messenger RNA of Rubroshorea leprosula, 510 nucleotides long. Lineage: Eukaryota; Viridiplantae; Streptophyta; Magnoliopsida; Malvales; Dipterocarpaceae. The record is from the annotation of a GenBank genome assembly.
CUGUUUUCAAGAAGAAGGAAGAAUUCUUGGCAGCAAAGGAGGCUCAUGUCACACAAGUUAAACAUCUCCAAGAGCUUAAAGAAGAAAUCUCUAACGUUGAAGCCAAGCUUUCAGAGUUAAGAAACCAAGUUCCUCUUGCGGAGUAAACUUAGAAGAGUUUGACAGAUCAAAGAAACAAGCUCCGCGUUGACAUGGAAGUUGGUUUGAAAUCUGCUGACAAGAUCAAGGAUCAGCUACCUUCUUUCACAGCCUCUGCAGAUGAAGCCGCUGAAGAAAUCAAGAACAUGAGAGAAGAAUGUAGUACCUGGCAAAACAACCUUUGUUGAUUUUUCUUUUAUGUAUAUCCUUUGCUUUUUGCUAGUUGAACUUGCACAUUGUCAUGUUUGAACUUAUUGUUUGCUGCCUAUUGGCCAUGCAAACUUCUUUUUCAAUGUUGAUCUCUUUCUUGGCUCAUGUUUUGGAAAUCUGCUUCUUGUACUUUUUGUUCAUACUCUGUUACAGUUAAAAUUU